AUGGGGAUAAUUCAACCAAAACUAAAUAACUUUUUCUACUUACAGAUUAAAUAUCAUUUAUAGAAUUUUGAAUCUUAUACAAUAAAAUUAAGUGAAAUCUUGUAAGAUUAAGAUUUGAAUCCAUAGUAUAAAGAAGAUCUCAUAAAAUUAUUCAAAUUACUAUAAAUGUAAUACAAAGAAGAGUUAGAGAUUGAUAGAUAUGAGUUUAGUAUUAUUAUAGUAAUGAUUAAAAUAUAAUUACAAGAUAUUAUUUACUAAAAUUACUUUGGAACAUAAAUUGGAACAAAUAUUUUGUUUGAUAACUCAGACAGGAAUUUUGAAUUUUUAAGAAUUUUUUUGGUUAACUCAGUCAUUUGUAAGGGCCACAUGCAAAGUCAAUUUAUUAUCCAUUCCGAUUUUUGAUUAAAUACUGAAAAUUACGUAGAAGAUGUAUUAAUAAAUGAGAAAGGAUAUUGACGAAAAUUUAAUGCUCAUUGAAGUGAUUGAUUAUAUUAAAAGUAAUUCGGAAAUAUCGCAAUUCAUACUCCAGUUCUAUAAAAUUUAAACUUAUGAAAAUGCUAUUCGUUAAUAGGAAAUGCAAUUACAAUCCUAUAUAAAAUUAUUUGUUUAAUCAAUAGGUUUGACAAGAAAAUAUGUUAACGUUGACUAAUUGACGAAGAAUUGGAAUAUGGGAAAUCUUGAUAAAUAGCAUUAACAAUAUUUAAUAUCUCUUAUGUUGAAACAAAAGUAGAAUAAGUAAAAAUAAACAAAUUUUAUCAAAUUAUCUUAAUUUUUACAUGUAAUUUCAAACUAUUUGGCUUAUAUUGUUAAUGAUAUAGAAAAUACUAAUAGUUUAUCAAUUGAUUUUAUUACAUAUUUGGUUUAUGCCUAAGAGGAGAUUAUUAUAACUGCUGAUAGGUUUGAAAAAAUUAAGACUACCCUUUGUAAAGAACGCUAAUUUAUUACUUUACAUAUGUGGAUGGAUUAUCAAUGUAUUCAGGAAUGCAAUAAGUUUGAAUCCCAAAUAAGAUCAUUAAUUAGGUAUUACGAACAAAUCUAUUCAAACAAAGAUUUCAAUUAACUUAUCUAAAAAAUUAACAAGCUGGUUAAAAAAAAUGA
Messenger RNA from Paramecium octaurelia, 1098 nucleotides. The record is from the annotation of a GenBank genome assembly. NCBI's taxonomy places the organism in Eukaryota, Ciliophora, Oligohymenophorea, Peniculida, Parameciidae.